This is a messenger RNA of Antechinus flavipes (yellow-footed antechinus), 3135 nucleotides long. RefSeq names its product transcription elongation factor A1 (gene TCEA1). The record is from RefSeq and is a predicted model, not a curated record. NCBI's taxonomy places the organism in Eukaryota, Metazoa, Chordata, Mammalia, Dasyuromorphia, Dasyuridae. Gene Ontology annotation, cellular component: nucleus. The transcript is spliced from 10 exons. Gene Ontology annotation, molecular function: zinc ion binding; nucleic acid binding. The coding region runs from base 863 to 1663 and encodes 266 amino acids. Gene Ontology annotation, biological process: DNA-templated transcription; positive regulation of transcription by RNA polymerase II; transcription elongation by RNA polymerase II.
GAGACUCGAGCGCCGGAUGGGGGGUGCGCGGGUGGGGUCGGCAUGAGGAAGCGCGCGCUCCGACGUCCGGGCUAGCUCGCGCUGGGCGGCCGCGGGGGAAGGGGAUCCGAGCUAUUCCAGCUGCUCCGUUUCGGCCUCGGUCCGGGCCUCGCUCCCCUAAUCAAGGCGAUGAGGCUCGAGAGUGGCGGGGAGGCGAUGAAGGCUCCCUUGCUCCUGGAGGACGCCGGGAAGAACGAACGGCUUCGGGCCGGUUCUUAGUGGGGGCGGGGCCAGUAGAAUCCGAGCCCAGGGUCUCCCGCCGGGCGAGGAGGAGGCUGAUCCUUGGCGGAACCCUAAGUAGUAGGGGCUGCCCUGUGGCGGCACGUGAAAGCGCCCACCUCCUAAAUCUCCCUGCGCUGCCUCUCCGCGCCCCGAGGGACCGCACUAUGUGUGUGUAGUUCCGGAAUUACUCUGAAGUUUUAUUUAGGAAUAGAAAUGCUGGGGAGGGCGAGAAACGGGGAGAAAGGGAGGGAAGCUUUUGUGUGGAGAAAGUAAAGGAAAUUAAAGCCGUAAUUCUGGAGCCUUUAAGUCUCUUGGCUCGACUUUUAAUUAAAAAAAAAAAAAUCAUACUUGAGUGACGGCGUUUGCUGAGCAGCCACAAAGGGCUUUCCCAUCCCUUUUCCAAUUAGAGCCUGGCGAUUUGACUACCUGCGAUUGGGAGGCUGGUGUUGUCCGCCUCACACUGACACGAGCGCGCACACACUUGGACUUCCAUUCUUUUUCACACUCCUCCCCUCCCCCCUUCCCCUUCGCUCUUCGAUCCUAAAGUAGGCCCGGACAGGCUGGGGCACUGGAUUUACUAAAGGAACUUAAAAAUAUUCCCAUGACUCUGGAAUUAUUACAGUCCACAAGAAUUGGAAUGUCAGUAAAUGCUAUACGUAAGCAGAGCACAGAUGAAGAAGUUACAUCAUUAGCAAAGUCUCUCAUCAAAUCCUGGAAGAAGUUGCUAGAUGGACCCUCUACUGAUAAAGACUCUGAUGAAAAAAAAAAAGAAUCUGCUAUCUCUUCCCAAAACAGCCCUGAAGCAAAAGAAGAAAGUAGCUCCAGUAGCAAUGCAAGCAACAGAAAGGAAGAGACAAAUGCUUCUGAUUCCUUCAUUCCAUCUUUUCCCCGGGCACCAAGCACUUCAGAUUCGGUUCGAAUGAAGUGCCGAGAGAUGCUUGCUGCAGCCCUCAGAACAGGAGAUGACUACAUUGCUAUUGGGGCCGAUGAAGAAGAACUGGGAUCUCAGAUUGAGGAAGCUAUAUAUCAGGAGUUACGGAACACGGAUAUGAAGUAUAAAAAUAGGGUACGAAGUAGAAUAGCAAAUCUCAAGGAUGCAAAGAAUCCAAAUUUAAGGAAAAAUGUACUGUGUGGGAACAUACCUCCAGAUUUGUUUGCUAGAAUGACGGCAGAGGAAAUGGCUAGUGAUGAACUUAAAGAGAUGCGUAAAAACCUGACCAAAGAAGCAAUUAGAGAACAUCAAAUGGCUAAGACAGGUGGGACCCAAACUGACCUAUUUACAUGUGGCAAAUGUAAAAAGAAGAAUUGUACCUAUACCCAGGUUCAAACCCGAAGUGCUGAUGAACCUAUGACAACAUUUGUUGUUUGUAAUGAAUGUGGAAAUAGAUGGAAGUUUUGUUAGAAGAAGAAAUUGGGAAGAUACCUGGACACUUAACAAAAGAUUUUGUAAUUAGCUUUAAAAACUAGGCCAAGAAUCUAGUUUCCCUGCAAAUGAGAUUUUUUAAAGCAGCAUAAAUCCUUUGGGUUAGUUUUUUUGUCUUUGUUUUUUUCCCUUAAAAACCAUUCUUAUAGUUAGUCAGUGUAAGAUCAGAUAGUCAGUUGUAUGGUGUAUGUUUAGAACUAUUUUUUCAUUUUUAUAAGUAAGUCAACAUUAAACUUUUAUCAAUUUAAACUUUUGGUAACUUGUUUGUUUUUCGUAACAAAUGGAAAAUGUACUUUAACUUUUUUACAAUCUGAGACAUACACAAAAGAUUUUUUACUUCUCUUCUCUGUUAAUGUGAAAGUGGAAUUUGCAUUUGUUUCUGUAUUGGCAUGUUCCUACUUUAUUAAGGGAGAAGAAAGAUUAGUGUAAUUUUAGGAUUACCAAAUGUAGUGUGGUAAUGAAAUAAUAUUGGGACAGCUUAUCUAGUUUGUAAAUACCAUUUUUGAAAUAGUAUCUCACUUUGAUCAUAAUGAUUGUUAAUAAGCCUUAGUGAUUAGAUAUCAUUUUGCAUCUGUGACUAGCUGUGACCAAUUGCAUUUGUUGUACUUCUUAACUCUGUAAAUUACUUGCUCUUAAUAGAUCUUACUUUUGGGAAAUUUACUUUAAGUAGUUUGUUAAAACUGAUCAAUUGUUCUUUUUUUAUUUGUUUGACAUCAGAUUUUUAAAUUUUGCUGAUGAACAAGGUCAUUGUUUGGUAGAUUUUCAACUAUAGUUUAGAUCAAUUCUUCACAUGAAGGUAGAUUGAGGGAAAUGAUGUUAAACUUCACCAAUUACUAUAGUUUUCCUAAACUGUUCAUGAAUUUUACUGUGAUGUAAAGAACAACAACAAUAAUAAUAAUCAGUGACUAGGCUUGAGCAUCCAGUUUACAAUAUUAAAGCUAUGUUAAUCCCACAUCUAGGUUAAUAAAUUUUUUUCCUUCUGAAGUUUAUUUUCUGAUUAUAUACUUUUAAAAACCACUAAAUGCUGUUCAGUAAAACUGGGGCAUUCUUGUUCAAACUUUUUCUUAUGGCAGUGCAAUUUUUUUUCUCAUCAUCAAAUGCUACACAGAUAACAUUAAAUAAUUUUGGAACAAUGUUGUCACAUUCUUUGUGCCAUUUCAUAUCCACUCUGUCCCCCACAAAAUAUUACAGCUCAAUUUAGUAAAAUAUAAAAAACUAUCUAAAAUAACAUGUUGGUUAAAAUCUAUGUUAAAAAUUGGCCAAUUUAGGCCCCUCUCUUCCCAAAAUGUCAGAUAGAAUCUACUGAAGUGAAGAAAAAUGUUUUACUUAAUGAUUUAAAAAUGAUAAAGGAAAUUUGAAAAAACAGUUGAGCAUUAAGUUAAUAGAAAUCUCAUGUAACUUAAAGUGUUAAAUUUUUCAAAUAACUCAAUAAAGGUCUUUUUAUGAACUUA